AAAAGAUGUCCGUCUUCCUGUGCAGCUGCAGCGUGCCAUGGCCGCGGAGGCAGAAGCAACGCGUGAGGCCCGCGCUAAGGUAAUCGCUGCUGAAGGCGAAUGGAAAGCCUCAAGAGCACUCAAGGAAGCGGCUGACGUCCUCACUGAGUCGCCAUUCGCUGUGCAACUGAGGUACCUCCAGACACUGGGCACCAUAUCGGCUGAAAAAAAUUCCACCAUAAUAUUCCCACUUCCGGUUGACCUGAUCACACAUUUUAUGCCUAACAACAAUAAUAGUGGCAGGCGGUCAAGUGCCAACGCAUCAGCUUCAAGAAAUCGGGUGACCACCGUUGCCUCUAACGCAUUAGGAUCAGGCCAGAACAAUAAUGCGAGUUCAACCACAGAAUCUUCCACACAGUUUGCCGUUUAAUUGAAGGAACCGGGUGGACGCAUCGGAUGCCAGAAUGUUGCUAUCCUCUGUUUCCCUUCGUUGAUCUCGUGAUGAUUUUCGGGGGAUACUGUUCCCUUAUGUACAUAUUCCACCAUGUGAUUCAGUUGGAAACUCCAAAUUCAAACAUUACGUUGAGCGAACUAUACAGAGAUUCUAAAUCUAUUUAUCAACCAUGCCUAACAGUGUGUGUGUUUUACUAUUCGUAGCGUCAAUUGCUUCAGAAUCUCACACGACAAAUAACCUUUUAUUGUAUUGAUCA
Molecule: messenger RNA, 689 nt
Organism: Dicrocoelium dendriticum
Lineage: Eukaryota; Metazoa; Platyhelminthes; Trematoda; Plagiorchiida; Dicrocoeliidae
Source: the annotation of a GenBank genome assembly